Entrophospora candida is the source of this 450-nucleotide messenger RNA. Lineage: Eukaryota; Fungi; Glomeromycota; Glomeromycetes; Entrophosporales; Entrophosporaceae. The record is from the annotation of a GenBank genome assembly.
AAACUUGCAAUUUCUAAACAAAUUGCUCCAGACAAAGUAGAUUUGGCAUUAAACUUGAUAUGUUAUGCUAAUGAAGUAAAAGCAGCAAUGGAAUACGUUUUUGGCAAUACAUUGAUUUGCAUGGAUGCCGAAACAGCAAAACGAGUCACGUUUAACAGGAAUGUCCAUACUAAAUCUGUUACUUUGGAUGGAGAUGUUUAUGAUCCAUCUGGUACUCUUCAAGGCGGAUCUAAACCCCCCUCAGCUGGGAUUCUCACAAAAAUGCAAACUCUUAAAGAUAUAAAAAAAGAAUUGGAGUCUCAUAAACAAGUUUUGCAAAGUUUAAAUUUAGAAUUAAGAAACUCACAAACUAUUAUGAAUAGAUAUAAUCAAAUAAAGAAAGAAUUAGAAUUGAAAUCACAUGCAAUUACAUUAUUGGAAGAACAGAUAAAACAAAGUAGUAACUCACAG